This is a messenger RNA of Phyllostomus discolor (pale spear-nosed bat), 2026 nucleotides long. RefSeq names its product pre T cell antigen receptor alpha (gene PTCRA). The transcript has 5 exons. Gene Ontology annotation, biological process: negative regulation of thymocyte apoptotic process. NCBI's taxonomy places the organism in Eukaryota, Metazoa, Chordata, Mammalia, Chiroptera, Phyllostomidae. The record is from RefSeq and is a predicted model, not a curated record. The coding region runs from base 244 to 1275 and encodes 343 amino acids.
GGGAGUGUGAGCACGCAGCUCCUGCUGUGGGAGGGGUGCCCUGAGUUUCCUGGCCCCGUGAGAGAGAAUCAGGUUUGGGGGCUGGGGUGGAGUGGGAGGGGCCCCUCGAGAGGGAAACGGCUCCGUGGUGGAGCAGCUGAGGUGCAGCUGGGCCUGUGGCCUGGGAGGCAGUCUUGUGGGUGCCUCCUCCCCCAGCCCACACCUCAGGUCUGCAGCUGUGUCCUGCCUCCUCUCAGGUGGGCCAUGGCCGGGACUUGGCUGCUGCUUCUCCUGGCCCUCGGGUGUCCAGCCCUGCCAACAGAUCACGUUUCCUUGCCUUCCUCCCCAGAGGCAACCUCUUUCCUGAGGCUGGCACAACAAGGUGUGGGCAGCACACCCUUCCCCUCUCUGGCCCCCCCAAUCACACUGCUGGUGGACGGGAAGCAGCAGAUGCUGGUGGUCUGCCUGGUCCUUGAUGUUGCUCCCCCUGGCCUUGAAAGCCCCAUCUGGUUCUCAGCUGGCAAUGGCAGUGCACUGGAUGCCUUCACCUACGGCCCUUCCCCAGCCUCGGACGGUACCUGGACUAGCCUGGCCCAGCUGUCCCUGCCUUCUGACGAGCUGGCAUCCUGGGAAACCUUGGUCUGCCACACCGGGGCUGGGGCUGGGGACCGCAGCCAGAGCACGCAGCCCCUACUGCUGUCAGGAGAGAUUCCCUCAGCUAGGACCUGCCUCUGGGAACCCCUUAGAGGGACUCCCGACGAGGUGCUGCGGCUCGGGGCGUUGCGGCUGCUGCUGUUCAAGCUGCUGCUAUUUGACCUGCUCCUGACCUGCAGCCGCCUCCGCGCCCAAACCGCCGCCUGGGGGCACCCGCCUGGGGAGUCCCGCCCGCUGGACCCCGGCUUCUCCACCCGCGCCCUGGGCCCGCAGUGUCGGCCGCUAGCAGAACCCUGCGCUCGCACCGACUGGAGUCACCGCAGUGAAAGGGGCAUCGCAGGCCAAGGGCAGCCUGGGGCUGGCCGUAGGGUUCACACCUGCCCUCCGGGUCCCGGUCCGCAUCCCAGCAGGAGCCCAGUCUGGGAGGAGGGGGCACUCUCCACCCACCCAGCCUGGGCCUGGUGCUCAGGACCCGCGCCCAGGUUCCCUACCUCCUGCCUUGGAAGAUUUGUGUGUGACCUGUCUCCUCCCGCAGCCCGGAACUUCCUGGGGGCGAGGCUGUCUCCACCUUCCGACGGAGACCCUUCUGAGAGAAAAAGCUGCAUGUCUCUCAUCAGACUGGGAGCCCCUGGAGGGCUGUGACUGACCCAGGCACUGGGACCUGUGAGGUGAGAACUAUUAAAGGAGAAUUUAAGCGGCACAAGCAAAUUAAAGAAUAUAUAUAUGUAUUUUAAUUCAUGUCUUCUCUGGGAGGAGGGAAUUUAGCAGAUUUCGAGGGGGCAGAAAUCUGGGAAGGCUGCCCUGGGGAAGAGGGUUUACUGAGGGCAAGACCCUAGGAAUUGCAGAGUGGGGCUAGGGGUUGAGGAGGACUCUAUCCCUCCUCUGUCUCCUUGCGCCACAGCCAGGCAUGGGACAAGGCCCCUUCUGUCUCCUCACCCUGGCCCAACGCAUCGCCUUGAGAGGUCAGGGCAAGGAGCCCAGGAAGCCAUGAACAGGGCCAGGAUCCCAGAGUAACGGGAGUCUGUCCAAUGCCAAGAGCUCUGAUGGUAAUUCCAAACUUACACAUUAUGAAUCAGUUAAGGGUCAUUACUCAUUUCACAAACAUUCACUGAGCAACGACUCUGAGCCAGGCACUACAGAGGUUUUUGUUUUGUUUUGUUUCCUAAAGAGGGCUUUUGCACUGACAGACUAUGAGGCUCCCAGAGUGGAGUGUAACCUGCGUGUCCCACGUUUCUCCAGCACUGCCAGGAAAUCCAGCCUUUCCCAGAGGUUCCUCUCAGUAACCAGCCCCAGAAUCUCUGGGUGCUUUCACGUGAAUCUAUAUGUCCCCUGGGCAACACAGGACAUCUACUGGAUAAAUGGUGCUACCUUCACCUUCCCCCAAGGUGUAGGA